This is a messenger RNA of Pieris napi, 1555 nucleotides long. RefSeq names its product charged multivesicular body protein 3 (gene Vps24). The coding region runs from base 118 to 771 and encodes 217 amino acids. Lineage: Eukaryota; Metazoa; Arthropoda; Insecta; Lepidoptera; Pieridae. The record is from RefSeq and is a predicted model, not a curated record. Gene Ontology annotation, cellular component: multivesicular body; ESCRT III complex. Gene Ontology annotation, biological process: late endosome to vacuole transport; protein transport; endosome transport via multivesicular body sorting pathway. The transcript is spliced from 7 exons.
AAAAAUAUUGUAGAAUUGUAGAUUUAUAAUUUGCCAUUUGGUAUUGCUUUAAAACAAAUCGAUUUUUGUUUACAAAUAAUAUUUUUGUCAUUAAAUUUCAUAGUAUAUAAUUUAACAAUGGGUCUCUUCGGUAAAUCACCAGAACGGAAUCCAAAAGAAAUGGUAAACGAGUGGUCUCAUAAAUUACGAAAAGAGGGAUAUAAUUUAGACAGGCAAAUACGAGCAAUUCAAAGGGAAGAAGAAAAAAUUAAAAGAUCUUUAAAGGAAGCAGCAUCUAAAAGUGAUAAACAAGUUUGCACUAUACUAGCCAAGGAAAUAAUCAGGUCUAGGAAAGCAAUAAGUAAAAUAUACACUAGUAAAGCACAUUUAAAUUCUGUGCAGAUGCAAAUGAAGAAUCAACUUGCAACAUUACGGGUUGCUGGUUCUUUACAAAAAUCAACUGAGGUAAUGCAAGCUAUGCAGGCACUGCUUAGGUUACCAGAGAUUGCCCAAACAAUGCAAGACUUAAGUAAAGAAAUGAUGAAAGCUGGUAUUAUUGAGGAAAUGGUAGAUGAAACUAUGUCUGGCAUGGAAGAUGAAGAAGAAAUGGAGGAAGCAGCACAGAGUGAAGUUGAUAAGGUGCUAUGGGAACUUACCCAAGGCAAGCUGGGUGAAGCACCGGCUCCGCCCACAGCUGUAGGAGCUCCUUCAACAAGUCAAAAGGUCACUGAGGAACCCGAUGAAAGUGAACUUGAUGAGAUGCAAUCUAGAUUACAGGCUCUACGUUCAUAGAUACGAAGAAUACCCUGGAAGAAAAAAUGCCUUAAUAGAUGUUACGUUUGUAUGCAUUAUAUUGGAAAGAUUUUGAGCACUAUUUUUAAGUUGUAUGAAGCGGGGCUAGCAACGACAUUUUAGUAUGAAUCCUUGAUAAUUUAUCUCUUCCCAAUUCUUUUAUUAUUCCUAGUUUCCAGCCCCGCCUUAUUUAACUAAAUGUAAAGAUAUGUUGUGCGUUAUUUAUUUUGAACUUUAUAAAUGUUAUAAAAGUACUAAGAUCUUUAACUAACGGAAGUAUUAACAGAAAUCGAAUGUUGACGAUUUUAAACUAAUAAUUAGAGGGAUUUCCAUUGUUUGCUGUGUGUUUUGGAUUCAAAAAUGUCUUUAAUUUCACUUCUAAAAUGGUAUAAAAGCCAUACAGGGAAAUAUUACUGCACAUUGUCAAUUUUUGAUAGUCAUACGAAAACUUUUCUAUAAUACAAUUUGUAUGAAGAAGCUUUACGAUAUAUUGAGAUAUUUGACAUAUUUGUUGCAAAAUACGUCAAUUGUUCUAAUGUUACGCGAACUACGAUUACUUUGUCUAACUUGGCUAUAAAGCCUAUAUUUUUGAAUCCAAAAUAUUUUGAGCAGCGCCUAAAUUUAAUAAAAUUAUGUGGCAGUUGCAAUGUUAUUUUAAACGCUUAUUAAAAACUGCUUAUUUAACUUACACUUACUUAAUCACAAAUAAUUGUAUUUUGUGAAUCAUUUUAAGUAAUAUUUUUAAUUGUGAUAUUGUUUACAAUAAAUUUAUGAAUUAAAUAUU